AUGGGCGGAACCAGUAUGGAUGUUUGUCACUACGACUGUAAAUUUGAUUUAUCUUACCGAAACAGUGGUGGCAGGCAGAAAGAUCAUUACCCCAUGCUGAAUAUAGCCACACUGGCCGCGGGUGGUGGUUCAAUGCUCUUUGCUCGAUAUGGUCUCUUUGUUGUAGGACUUGAAAGUGCAGGAGCACACCCAGGGCCAGCUUGUUAUCGCAAAGGCGGCCCAUUGACUGUGACUGAUGCCAAUCUAUUCUUGGGACGAUUGGACCUGUCUUCGUUUCCAGCGAUAUUUGGCCCUGGAGCAAAUAUGCCCUUGGACUAUGAAAUCACCAGGAAGAAAUUCGAAGGAAUCACCCUUGAGGUCAAUGAGCAGACGUCACGGAAUCUCACUACAGACAAAGUCGCUCUCGGAUUUCUUGAUGUUGUGAACGAAACUAUAAGCCGGCCUAUGCGCAAUGUUACUGAAGUUCAAGGGUUUGCUCCAAGCACUCAUGCUCUUGCUAGCUUUGGUGGUGCCGGAGGAUAG
Molecule: messenger RNA, 522 nt
Organism: Aspergillus pseudotamarii
Lineage: Eukaryota; Fungi; Ascomycota; Eurotiomycetes; Eurotiales; Aspergillaceae
Product: Hydantoinase/oxoprolinase
Exons: 1
Coding region: 1-522 (173 amino acids)
Biological process (GO): glutathione metabolic process
Cellular component (GO): cytosol
Molecular function (GO): 5-oxoprolinase (ATP-hydrolyzing) activity
Source: RefSeq, a predicted model, not a curated record